CACACGUGUAAUCGCUGCUUCAGUGUUGACAGCUGUUCCUGUCACAAAACUGACAUUUCUGUUGUGUGUGGAAAAAGAAAAUAUUAUUUUGCGAGCAUCUCGCCGUUAUCCGUUUUCUGCAAUGGCCGGCGUUAUCAAGAAGGCUACCGGUUUGACUGGUCUGAAUGUGGCCAAGAAUCCGCACCACACGCUGACGGCUUUGUACAACAAGAUUCUGCGUGCCGUCUCCAAGAUGCCCCAGGAUGCUGCCUAUCGACGAUACACCGAGCAAAUUGUGUCGGAGCGUGCCAAAAUUGUAGCUACGACUCCGAACGUGCUUGAAAUCGAGCAGAAAAUCAACUGCGGCCAGGUGGAAGAGCUGAUCGUGCAGGCGGAAAACGAACUAACGCUCGCGCGCAAGAUGCUCGGCUGGAAGCCGUGGGAACCGCUGGCUAAGCAAGCACCGGCAAGCCAGUGGGCCUGGCCACCUGCCAAUCUGCCCGAGUUGAAGUAAAAAGCAUCCUGCUUUCUCGUAAACUGUACUUCGUUUUCCCUCCCACAACUACCACCACAGAGUUAAGCUUGUAGGCAAUGAUGAUGAGCAUUGUUUUUAGGGUCGCAUUUCCGGUGUAAAAUAAAACCAAACACGUGCGGCCAAUGAAGAGUA
This is a messenger RNA of Anopheles stephensi (Asian malaria mosquito), 646 nucleotides long. It is a transcript of the gene ND-13B, whose product is annotated as NADH dehydrogenase [ubiquinone] 1 alpha subcomplex subunit 5. The transcript is spliced from 4 exons. The coding region runs from base 122 to 493 and encodes 123 amino acids. Lineage: Eukaryota; Metazoa; Arthropoda; Insecta; Diptera; Culicidae. Gene Ontology annotation, biological process: respiratory electron transport chain. The record is from RefSeq and is a predicted model, not a curated record.